Messenger RNA from Penicillium soppii, 1617 nucleotides. RefSeq names its product putative metaphase-anaphase transition protein (Mlo2). The transcript is spliced from 4 exons. Gene Ontology annotation, molecular function: ubiquitin protein ligase activity; zinc ion binding. Lineage: Eukaryota; Fungi; Ascomycota; Eurotiomycetes; Eurotiales; Aspergillaceae. Bases 1 to 1617 code for a protein of 538 amino acids. Gene Ontology annotation, cellular component: cytoplasm. The record is from RefSeq and is a predicted model, not a curated record.
AUGGAUGCUCUGAACUCGAUCGGUGAUCAGCAAACCGACGGGCGUCGUGAGAGCUUCGGUUCACACAACUCGCAGACCGCCAGAGAGUUCAUUGAGUCCCAGCUCCAACUAGAAGCAGAUGCGCGCGAGGUCUUGCCAUACUCUUUCGACUCCUGCACAUACGCCCUCGGACCAUUGCGCCAGAACCUUUUCGCCUGCAUCACCUGCAACCCGCCUCCUACCGAUCCCAAUGAACCAUACACCGCCGCCGCUGUCUGCUACUCCUGCUCCAUCUCCUGCCAUGGCGAACACACCCUAGUCGAGCUGUUCUACAAGCGCAACUUCGUCUGCGACUGCGGAACAACUCGCAUGCCCUCUUCCUCAUGCUGCACGCUACGCGAUGACCCGGUAACCGGCAAGAAGGGCGUUCACUCCCAAGAAGCUGCACCAGGCAACACAUACAGCCAGAACUUCCGCAACAAGUUCUGCGGCUGCGGCGAGCAGUACGAUGCGUUUUCAGAGAAGGGAAUCAUGUUCCAGUGCCUGGGCCUAGGGACCGUUGAGACCGGAGGAUGUGGCGAAGACUGGUGGCACCCGGAGUGUUUGAUCGGUCUGCCGCGUAAUUGGAACAAAGCUGUUCCUAAACUUGAAGGCGUCGGGGGUGAUGCCGCCGAAGAUGCCGCCGAUGAGGAAGCGCUACCUCCUGGAUUCCCGGCUGAGGAUGACUUCCAACAUUUGAUCUGCUAUAAAUGUGUUGACUCAAACCCUUGGAUCAAACAGUAUGCGGGAUCAACAGGAUUCUUGCCGCCAGUUUUGAAGAACGGGGGACUGAAGAAGGAAUCAAAUGGCUUUAAGAACCCAUCUACACCUGCUGUUAAGCCUAAGGUUGAGGAAAACAAGGCUAAAGCAAGUAAGAGUGAAGAGAAAAAGGUGGAGGAUUCUAAGUUAGAAGAGAGCCAGGCUGAGGAUAAGCCUGAGGAUCAAAAGAAUUCGGAACCCUCAAAGAAGCGCAAGGCAGAUGACGAGGAACCCACUGAGGGUGAACCCAUCACAAAGCGAACUAAAGAGGAGCCAUCCGAGGAAAAGCAACCAACUGUCAAAACAGCCGAAGAUGAAUCAAAGGAAGUCAACAAUAUUACCACCACGACCCCCGCCCCCAAACAUAAAUUUCUACCCAAGGCGACACCAACGGAAUCAUUCUCCCUCUUUGCCAUAUCAGACUUCCACGACCAACUAUGCCGCUGUGCAGACUGCUUCCCCAAGCUAGUCCCGCACCCCCAGCUCCGGGAAGCAGAAGAGACAUAUGAGCCCCCAGUCUCCGAGGAUGGCGAAGCCGACGGAGCCGCAAGUGCCGGCACGGGCAGCAUUUACGACCGCGGAGAAGCAGCACUCAACAGCGUGGACCGUGUGCGUGCCAUCGAAGGCGCAAUGGCCUACAACCACCUCCGCGAUAACCUCAAGGCGUUUCUGAAGCCAUUCGCUGAAAGUGGACAGGCGGUUAGUGCUGAGGAUAUCAAGGGUAUCUUUGAGAAACUGCGUGGUGAUGACAAGGGGAUUCAAGAUGCGGCUGAUCAUGCCUCUGGUAAUAGCGGCAAGGAUAGUGAUGGAAACAGCCGCAAUGAACAAAGCGGAUACUGA